AUGGCUUCGCGAUCAGAUUCUGGAGUUCCUCUCCUCAAGACGUGCCAGACGUGCUUCCACGCCAAGAUCCGAUGCGAAAAGUCGCAGGACUCGGGCAAGUGCGAUAGAUGCCUGCGGCUCGGAAAGACAUGCGUCUUUAACCCGUCUCGGCGCCGCAAGGCCCUACGGCCGGGACCACCAAAGAAUCUCGAUGCAAGCCCUACAAGGUCGAGAUCACCAUCAAUCACGUCUGCAAAUGCGGCUUCUACUUCGAAGGAUGCCGCUGGCAGCUCACCGGCUUUCUCCAACACGCCGGGCAGCAUUGACACGGACGCGACUUCAAGUCCGUUUGCCCGCGGUCUGCUAUCAUUUGAACAUGGUCAAGAUCUUUUGGACGUGUUUAGGACCAAGAUGACGCCUCAUUUUCCGUUUGUAGUGGUUCAGGAGAAUGUGACUAUUCAGGAUCUCGUACGGGAGAAGUCAGCACUCUGCGUGGCGAUACUCUCAGCAGCUUCACACGGAGAUCCUAAGCUUCAACGCGCUCUGGGUCAAAUGUUCAAUGAGAUCGUGGCCGUUCGAUUAAUCAAGGGCCCUUUUGCCACCCUCGACAUGUUGCAGGGGCUGCUGGUGCACUUGGCAUGGCUGGAUAGACCACGAGUGGCCAGUCUCUGGGCGUUGAGCAGGGAAACGAAGCAAGCUGUUGGCAGUCUGAACCACGAUGAGAUGAGAGCGCUGGCAGGGACAUAUUAUCUCUCGUCAAGUUCUGCAGUUUUGCUGCAAAAAUCCCAUCACUUCAGAUACACACCUUAUAUCCUCGAGUGCUGUCAUCAACUCACAGCAAGAACAAACCAAUCAACCGAUAAACACCUCCCAUACAUCAUCUACCUCCAGAAACUCACCGAAGAAGUCGACGACGCAGUAACGGGGGCCACUUCUUCACAAUCAACAACAACACAACAACUUCCAGCUGAACUCCACCGGAUAAGAGAGCGAUACAUGACGACAAAGGCGUCACUACCUUUCCCUCUGAGUGAAAGCCCAACCAUCCUCUUGCAACUACACGUCCUUGAUCUUCUCAUCUGCCAACCGUCACCAGACGGCGUCUCAUACGGCCCCAACGGCUUCCAAAGCCUUCAAGCAGCAGGCGACCAAAACCGUCUCUUGGACUGGCUAUCUCAAAGCAUCUCGGCCGCCAAGUCUCUUAUCAGCGUCGUCCUCGUCCUACCUCAAGGCGAAGAGGGCGCAAUGCCAAACACUGGAUGGAUCAUGCUCUAUUGCGCUGUAUCUCUCGCGGUUCGACUCGAUCUUGUGGCUGCGCAAGCAGAGAAUGCUCAGACGACAGGCCAUCUUCGUCGUAUUCUCGACAUGCCUCAUACUCUCCGACAAAUCGUGCUCCGAAUGGAAGCAGCUUCAGGUCCAGAUGCCGGCGAUGGAGAAAAGGAUCCAUUCUAUGGCCUCUCGCGACGAGCAAGACGCAUAGAACAGUGGUAUCUCGAACGCUGCGGCCCAACCGACUCACCAGAUGUUGCCAGCCUCUUUAACUCCUCCGUAUCCUCACCAGCCAAUGCCCUUUCCGCUCAAGAUCUCGGCCUUACACCAUCAUCAUUCGGAGAACCGAGUAGUAUGGUACCGAGUCUGCAAGUAACGGGCGAACCAGACGACUCGUGGACGACGAAUCUCUUGGCGGAUUUCGAUACCGAGAUUGGAAUGAACAACUUUUUGUAUACAGGGCCAUUCGAGUUCCUAGGAGACCAUCAGUUCUAG
Molecule: messenger RNA, 1743 nt
Organism: Fusarium vanettenii 77-13-4
Lineage: Eukaryota; Fungi; Ascomycota; Sordariomycetes; Hypocreales; Nectriaceae
Exons: 5
Coding region: 1-1743 (580 amino acids)
Biological process (GO): regulation of DNA-templated transcription
Cellular component (GO): nucleus
Molecular function (GO): zinc ion binding; DNA-binding transcription factor activity, RNA polymerase II-specific; transcription cis-regulatory region binding
Source: RefSeq, a predicted model, not a curated record